Mauremys mutica (yellowpond turtle) is the source of this 3531-nucleotide messenger RNA. RefSeq names its product homeobox C6 (gene HOXC6). The transcript is spliced from 2 exons. Gene Ontology annotation, biological process: regulation of transcription by RNA polymerase II; anterior/posterior pattern specification. Gene Ontology annotation, molecular function: DNA-binding transcription factor activity, RNA polymerase II-specific; RNA polymerase II cis-regulatory region sequence-specific DNA binding. The coding region runs from base 2137 to 2877 and encodes 246 amino acids. Lineage: Eukaryota; Metazoa; Chordata; Testudines; Geoemydidae. Gene Ontology annotation, cellular component: nucleus. The record is from RefSeq and is a predicted model, not a curated record.
AUAUCAAGAGGAGGCAAAAGAUCUCCAUUCAUGCAUGCAUGCAUUCAUUCAGUUUAUUGCACAUUGCUCCAGUUUCAUAUCUGGAAGCAAAUGCAAUCGUUGGUUUCCAAAGUAACCAUGGUUUCAAAGGAGAUUGUUCCUACAGGACAUAUACAUACAUACCUCUAUUCACAGUUAUAAUCUGUCUAACAUAUAUGUUUCUGCAGACACAUGCAUCUGCAUGUGUAUGUGGCUGGGUGUGCAAUGUGUCAACGCCAGGGGGAUAGCAUAUGUAGCUUUUUUGUUCCGUUUUGUUUUGUUUCCAUAAAUCCCCACGUAUAAUGGCUGGAGAAGGGGAGACAAGAAACCAACCUAAACUUCGGGGUUUUUUUUGGAAAAUACCAGUAAAUCUUCACAUUGGGCAUAAUUCGUAUAUCUGUACUAGGCUGGUCACAAGUUAAGCACUGUAGAGUGGAAGCCCAACUAUGGUCAGCAACAAGGCACAUGUGCUAAACAACCUGGUGUGUACUUCCAGCUAUUUUCUUUUUUGGUUAGAAACUUUAUUUUAUUUUCCUAGUGACACUCAAGGGAAGCCGUAAUGUUAUAGAAGAUGAAUACACGAGCUUUUUUUUUUUCCAGUUGUAGUCUCGUUUAUGGCUUUAUUGCCCACCAUUGAUUACUUUGCUUUGUUACACAGAGGAAAAAGAUAAUAAAAUCCUUUGGCAUCCGGGUUCCUGUUAUAGCUAGGGGGGGAAUAUAGCUUUCCCCCUCUUCCUUGUCAACUAAAAUAUUUUAGGGGAGACAUCGCUAAAAAGGGAUUAAGUAUAUUGAGUAAUAGCAAGAAAACACCUUCAGAUGUUCGAAUUUUUACCCUGCAACUUUGAGCCUGCAUCUCACCAGACCACUCUACACAAAUCCUAAAUUUAAAAUAAAAUGUGUACGUGAAGAAAAAGGCCAAGGGUUUCCUGGCAUAAUUGAAUUUUUAAAUAGCCAGCCACGAGAAUGAUGAAUAUACCUUGCAAUAUUUACAGAUCAGCAGGUAUGUUUUAUAUUUAAGGAGCAAUUUAUGGGACUGGAUUGAAAUUAAAAUUAGAUUAGCUGCCUUCAUUUCAAUUAGUCCUAGGUGCAAUUCACCAAGAGAAGAGAUAAUAUAAUCCUUUUUAAUCUAACUAAAUAUUUGCAAAGGAAGUUUCCUAAAUCUGUUGUAAAUAUCCGAAACCAUAAAUUUCUGUAAACGUAAACACGAGGUGCUGUCCUCAACCAAUACCUCAAAAUGUACUUAAAUUGCAAAUAGGAAAAGUGUGAGUUUUGUUGUGGUUCCUGUUGAAAAUGUAAAUAUAUUCUAACAGUACCAACCAUUGAAAAUUGCAAGGGAAAUAUUCAGGACAGGACUGUCAAACUGCACUAAAAGAGAACAUCUAACUUCCAGACUAACGUGAAUUCGGAAUGUUGUCUUUUUUACUGCAACUUCCUUCCAAAUCCAUAGUUCAGGAAUGCUCUAAAAGCCACAUUAUCUGUUGAGCAGUCGCCAUGUUUUUUUUUUCUUUUUGCUCCCUUUAUGUGAUAUUUUCUCAUAAAGAACACAACCACUUGAUUCCAUAAUAUUGACCAACGCUCCAUGAGAAAACGAAGAAAGAUGGAUAAUUUAUGAAUUAAUAGUCUGUGGGCACUUGAGAUGUAUUACUUUGAAUUCUGGGCUAUUUUGUUAUCAGAUAUCAGGAAACCAUAAAAAAUUCUCUGCUUCUAAAGCUCAGUGUUAACAAAAAAAAAAUAAAAGGGAGCGAGCGAGAGAAAGUUAGAUUUGGUUAUGAAAUUUCAAAUUUAAUUCAGAUGUGUUUUUUCCCUAGGAGUACCCCCCUUCGAAAUCUCCCCCCAUGCACUUAAUAUUUUCUCUCCUUCUUCUAAGCCAUCUCAUAUUUAGAAUUUUCAAGACUUACUUUCAAUGCAGACUUAGUUUCAACUGGGGAAUCAACACAAGCAAAAGCAAUUUUUCCCUUUCUUGACAUCUAGCUUCCUAUUGGCUCAAAUCAGGUCAGCUGACUUUGUCAUUUUGUCUGUCCUGGAGUAGAGCCUUCCCUAUAACAAUCUAGUUCAGACUACAAACUGGAGACAGAAAUAAAUAUUAAAGAAAUCAUACACCCAGGUAUAGAGGAAGAUAUGAAUUCCUAUUUUACAAACCCAUCGUUAUCUUGCCAUCUAACCAGUGGCCAAGAUGUGCUACCCAAUGUAGCUCUCAAUUCAACGGCUUAUGACCCCGUCAGGCAUUUUUCUACCUAUGGAGCAGCCGUUGCUCAAAACCGGAUUUACUCUUCUCCUUUUUAUUCACCGCAAGAUAAUGUUGUGUUUAGUUCCAGCCGAGGACCAUAUGACUAUGGAUCUAAUGCUUUUUACCAAGAAAAAGACAUGCUUUCUAGCUGCAGGCAAAAUUCUAUGGGACACAAUACACAGACUUCAAUUGCACAGGAUUUUACCAGUGACCAAAACAGGAACACUUCGCAAGAACAAAAAACUAGCAUUCAAAUAUAUCCAUGGAUGCAGCGCAUGAACUCCCACAGUGUUUGCUUUGUUUCUGAAUCCCUAGGAGUCGGCUAUGGAGCGGAUCGUAGAAGGGGUCGCCAGAUCUAUUCCCGCUACCAGACCCUGGAACUGGAAAAGGAAUUCCACUUCAAUCGCUACUUGACAAGGCGGAGGAGGAUUGAGAUCGCCAAUGCACUUUGCCUAACGGAGCGUCAGAUCAAAAUCUGGUUCCAGAACAGGAGGAUGAAAUGGAAAAAAGAAAGUAACUUGAGUUCCACUCUGUCUGGGGGAGGCGGCGCAGGCGCUGGGGCAGCUGCAGAUAGCUUGGGUGCAAAGGAAGAGAAGCGAGAAGAGACAGAGGAGGAAAAGCAAAAGGAGUGAAAAUUGACGGCUCAGCCCCUCAUGCCCCCCCACUCCCCACCCUCACCCCUCUCCACAUACACGCUAUAUUUAUCACUGGCACAAGUUAUAUGUUUGGCUACAUUAAAAAAAAUUAAGAGCCAAACGUGGACAUGAAAGACAGACUCCCCCCCCACACACACUCACCCCCCACUCCCCAAUAUUCAGUUCAUAACUUGCUCCACUAUCCCUUUUAGGUUUUGACUAUAAACCCUCACUCAGCCCCCAUCUUGCCUAUUUAUCUAACUUUGAACACAGUUUUCUUCCUAAAAAGAAACUGGCUUGCAGGAGGCAGAACACCCUGUAGUGUUGCCUAGUUGUGUUGGGAUGAUCCUUGUAAGAUGGACUCUAUGCAGUUGUUUUAUUAUUAUUAUCAUCAUCCAGAAAACGAGUUUCCCACCAUGUUGAAAAUAAUCCCCUGAAAUCUCUUUCCACGUAAAUAUAGCAUUUUCAAGAGUAACCUAAUUGUAUUUAAACAAUACCUGGGCUCAUCAUUGCAAACUGUGACAGUUUAUGUGUGAAUAUUUUUAGCUGUAUUUGUGGUAUCUGUAUUUAUAUUUAUGUUUAGCACUGUAAUGUUCAACAGUAUAAAGUGAAUGGAGGUCUAUAGCAGUAGAAAAAAAUAUCUUGUGUUAC